Molecule: messenger RNA, 1782 nt
Organism: Aspergillus aculeatus ATCC 16872
Lineage: Eukaryota; Fungi; Ascomycota; Eurotiomycetes; Eurotiales; Aspergillaceae
Product: GMC family oxidoreductase
Exons: 3
Coding region: 1-1782 (593 amino acids)
Molecular function (GO): oxidoreductase activity, acting on CH-OH group of donors; flavin adenine dinucleotide binding
Source: RefSeq, a predicted model, not a curated record
AUGUCAGUUGCCAACAACUCCCAGUUCGACUUUAUCGUCGUGGGUGGUGGUACGGCAGGAAACUGCAUUGCGGGCCGGCUGGCCGAGAACCCCGACGUCAAGGUCCUCGUGGUCGAGGCGGGUGUCGCCAACUCGCACGAGAUCGAAGACAUCACGACGCCGUCCAAAGCCUUCGGGCUGCGGGGCAGCCAGUACGAUUGGGCGUACAAAACCACCAUGAUCAAGCGUGAGGACUACGAGCGCGUGGAGAAGCCCAACACGCGCGGCAAGGCGCUGGGCGGCAGCUCGUGUGCCAACUACUUCACCUGGAUCCCCGGGUCGGCGGCCACCUUCGACGACUGGGAGCCCUUCGGCGGCCGGGAUUGGACCUGGGCGAACUGCGUUGAGUACCUGCGUAAAUGCGCCACCUACCACGAUGACGAGAAGCUGUACCCGGCUGAGCUGCACCAGAUCGGUUCCGGUGGGCCCCUGCAGAUCUCCCACGCCGAAUUGGUGCCCGAGCUGCAGCCCUUCCGCGACGCCCUCAGCCAGGCCUGGGUGUCCAAGGGCGAACCACUGACCGAGGACAUCUACUCCGGCGAGAUGCACGGGCUCACCCACUGCGUCGACUCGAUCUACAAGGGUCAGCGCCAGGGCAGCUUUGUGUAUCUGCUCAACCGGCCCAACGUGACGAUCUUGUCCGGCGCGCACUCCAAGCGGUUGCUCAUCGACCCGUCCACCCGCGUCUGCUCCGGCGUCGAGGUCGUCCUCCCCUCGACCAACACCACCCUCCGCCUCCACGCCACCCGCGAGGUUAUCCUGUCGCAGGGGGUGUUCGAAACCCCGAAACUGCUCAUGCUCAGCGGUGUCGGCCCGCAGUCGGAACUCGCCAAACACAACAUCGAUGUGAUCCUGGACUCCCCACACGUCGGCCAACACCUGCUGGACCACCCGAUCGUCCCCUUCGUCCUCAAGCUGAAGGAUGGCCUCACGCUGGACGACCACCUGCUCCGGCCCGGCCCCGCCCACGACGCCGCCGUGUCGGCCUACCGCCGCGACCGCACCGGGCCCGUCAGCUCUGGUCUGCUGGAGAUGGUCGGCUUCCCGCGCAUCGACGCCCGGCUGGACCAGUACCCCGCCUACCGUGCCGCGAAGGCUGCCAAUGGCGGCCACGACCCCUUCGGUCCAGCGGGGCAGCCCCACUUCGAGCUCGACUUCGUGGGGAUGUUCAGCUCCGCCUUCCAGUGGCACUACCCCGUCCCCAAGGAGGGCAGCUACAUGACCGUCAUCGUGGAUCUGCUGCGGCCCGUGUCCGAGGGGGGUGAGGUCACGCUCAAUUCCGCGGACCCCCUGGUGCAGCCCCACAUCAACCUCAACUUCUUCGCCGACGAUCUGGAUGUUCUCGCGAUGCGGGAGGGUGUGCGCUGGACGUACGAUGUUCUGACCCAGGGGGAGGGGCUCAAGGAUCUCGUGGUGGGUGAGUACCCCUGGGAGAUGCCGUUGCAUUCGGAUGAGGCGAUGAACAAGGCUGUCUUGGAGAGGAGUCAGACUGGAUUCCAUCCCUGCGGCACCGCCCGCCUGUCCAAGAGCAUCCACCAGGGCGUGGUGGACUCUAGACUCCGGGUCCACGGGAUCCGCAACCUGCGCGUCGCGGAUGCGUCCGUCAUCCCCGUGAUUCCGGACUGUCGCAUUCAGAACUCGGUGUACAUGAUCGGCGAGAAGGGCGCCGAUCUCAUCAAGGCCGACCAUCGUGAUCUCUACGAGGCGAAAGGGGUUCCGUACUUGGUUCCUAGUCGGUUGUAG